AUGUCUUGGAAUCGAUCAACUAUCAUCUAUCAACUUUUUCUCGCUAUCCUGCUUGUCGCAGAGUUUGGGUCUCAUAUUUUCGUAUCUGCUAAUGCACUAGAUUGCAAGUUCGGUUAUCAUAAAACCGGCUACGUUUAUGUGUGCACGCCAGAAGACCACGCCACCUAUAUCUGCCAACAUUGUGGAAGGGCUGAUGGACUGUUACCCAUUGGUCUUGACUGCGUUGAUGAAGCCGGAAACCAAGUAGGCAAGGAGAACCGGGGGAAGUGGUGGACUUGCGACUAUGAAUUGAGCCCUUUGAAAACAACCCCUCGCUCAGACCAAAGAAACACCCUUUGUCAGCACAUCAUUGACAAUUCUGGAGGGAGAGCCACAUACUAUUGCAAGGCUCCCGGGAGGUACCAACAAUGUACGUCGUGUGAAUGUACUACGUGCAAAUGA
Messenger RNA from Melampsora larici-populina 98AG31, 441 nucleotides. RefSeq lists its product as uncharacterized. Bases 1 to 441 code for a protein of 146 amino acids. Lineage: Eukaryota; Fungi; Basidiomycota; Pucciniomycetes; Pucciniales; Melampsoraceae. The transcript is spliced from 5 exons. The record is from RefSeq and is a predicted model, not a curated record.